AUGGGCGUCUAUGAUCAGAAGGCGAUCAACGAUCAAAACUCGAAUCUGAUAAUCCGCGAGUGCUACCAGAGGCUUGCGCUGCUGCACUUCAAGGUUCACAUUCACCUCAACUCUCUUCUCAUGCGUCACUUUCCACAAUUCAAAACGUUCGACUACUUGACCCCGAGCAUGCUCAAAGUCGAGGUACCCUCUCCAAACUCAUAUUGGGAUGAUGAUGGGGCAGCAUUUCCCCAACGGGUGCAAACAGCAGGAACACUCGCUAGCCUAGUCCUUCAACGCACCGAUGUUACACGCGUAUCGGGUCUUGUAGCUUGGGACUUUUGCUUAGGGAUGGUCAUUGGGUGUUAUCUGGUGAGACCGGCGGAUGAGGGACACCGUGAACUGGUGAAACGGCUGGAACCCUUUCUGUUUGCACAUCUCCAUCAUCCCGAAGACCAUAGAUAA
Messenger RNA from Fusarium falciforme, 444 nucleotides. RefSeq names its product Fungal-trans domain-containing protein. Lineage: Eukaryota; Fungi; Ascomycota; Sordariomycetes; Hypocreales; Nectriaceae. The record is from RefSeq and is a predicted model, not a curated record. The transcript is spliced from 2 exons. The coding region runs from base 1 to 444 and encodes 147 amino acids.